UUUUUUUUCUCUCUCUUUUGAUUCCACUGCUCGUCGAGGUCCGGUUAUUUGUGUGAGCAACAGGGAAUCCUGUUCCUUUUUUCCCCCUAGAAUCUAUUUGUGGAAGUUAAAAACCAUUACCUCAAGGAACACUUGCAAAGAAACAAACAAGGUCUAAGUUAAAACACCUGUGUGCGCUCACCUUUGGACUGGCACCAUGCAGAGACUGCAAGCUCUUAAGGAAACUUUCUUUGGCUUGGAUGUGGUCCAGCAGCAGAUUCUGUCUGCUGUGGUGGUAGUUGGACUACUGGCAUACCUGAUGUCCAGAAGCAGAAAGCAAAAAGUGAAAACUAUUCCACUUGGUGAGGGAUGGUGGGGAGCAGGAGAGAAGCCGCUGUCAGAGGACCAGAAAAUCUACCCUUUUACAGUCCAAACCUCAGACAAAGAGAUUGAGGACCUCUAUGAGCGCAUUGACAGAACCCGCUACACAGAUCCUUUAGAAGACAGCCGCUUCCAUUACGGCUUCAAUUCCACUCAUCUCAAGAAAGUGGUUUCCUAUUGGAGGCAUGAGUUUGACUGGAAAAAGCAGGUGGCAGUGCUUAACCAGUAUCCACACUUCAAAACCAGAAUCGAAGGACUGGAUAUUCACUUCAUCCACGUUCGGCCACCACACCGUGAGAAUCAGAAGGUUCUGCCUUUAAUGAUGGUUCACGGCUGGCCUGGCUCCUUCUAUGAGUUCUACAAGAUUCUGCCCCUUCUCACACAGAACCAUGAUGGUAUUGCUUUUGAGGUCAUAUGCCCAUCUAUCCCUGGCUACGGUUACUCAGAAGCCUCUCACAAACAAGGUUUUGACAGUUUUGCUGCUGCCCGAAUCUUCCUGACUCUGAUGGAGCGUUUGGGGUUCUCCCAGUUCUAUCUGCAGGGAGGAGACUGGGGCUCGCUCAUCACUACCAACAUGUCACAGAUGAAGCCUCACUGUGUGAAAGGUCUCCACCUAAAUGUGUGCAUGCCAGCAAGAGGUUUUAAAAUGCUCUUGUCCCUCAUGAUCGGCCCUUAUCUGCCCUUCCUGGUUGGCUUUAGUCGAGAAGAUGUUCGCCGGUUGUUCCCUUACUUUGAGAAGAAUGUGUACAGUAUCCUGAGGGAAUCUGGCUACAUGCACAUUCAGGCCACUAAACCAGACACUGCAGGCUGUGGAGUGAAUGACUCUCCUGUAGGCUUGGCAGCUUACAUUCUGGAAAAGUUCUCCUCCUGGACUGACAUGAAGAACAGAGAUCUGGUGGAUGGUGGGCUGGAGAGAAAAUUCAGCCUGGAUGACCUCCUGACAAAUGUCAUGAUCUACUGGACCACAGGCUCCAUAAUAUCCUCCAUGCGCUUCUACAAAGAGAACUUCCAGACUGAUAUUACCAGCAGAGUGGAUGCAAAGACCGGGAUAUUUGUCCCCACUGGCCUGGCUGCCUUCCCUGAUGAGCUGAUGCAUACUCCUAAAUCAUGGGCACAAAUGAGGUAUCGAAACAUCCGCUCCUACACUUUUAUGCCUCGAGGUGGUCACUUUCCUGCCUUUGAAGAACCCCAGCUUCUAGCCAACGACAUUGUCCAAUUUGUCAAGAAAGUGGAGAAGUUCUAAACCCUCUGAUGUUCUCUCAGACCACUGCAAUUACUGUGUUUUUUAAAAUGUUUUAUUGAUUAUUCCAAAUAGAACGCAUACAAAUUCUUGUUACUCUGAUUUUUUUGCAGUCCACACUGUAAUGCACCUUACUGAGUGAUUUGCUACAUGAUUGAAAUCACUUGCAGAUUUUAAUGAAUGUAAACAUUUGCACACAUGAUACUGGCAGCCAAAUGUGCCCCUGGAAUGAAUUAAAGAAAGCAAUACAUUUCAUUAAACCUUGAAGCUGUGCUCUUUUAAAAAUA
Acanthochromis polyacanthus (spiny chromis) is the source of this 1887-nucleotide messenger RNA. RefSeq names its product epoxide hydrolase 1-like. Gene Ontology annotation, biological process: arachidonate metabolic process; epoxide metabolic process. Gene Ontology annotation, molecular function: epoxide hydrolase activity. The transcript has 10 exons. The record is from RefSeq and is a predicted model, not a curated record. Bases 197 to 1603 code for a protein of 468 amino acids. Lineage: Eukaryota; Metazoa; Chordata; Actinopteri; Pomacentridae.